This is a messenger RNA of Laetiporus sulphureus 93-53, 1398 nucleotides long. RefSeq names its product cytochrome P450. The transcript is spliced from 12 exons. The record is from RefSeq and is a predicted model, not a curated record. Gene Ontology annotation, molecular function: iron ion binding; heme binding; oxidoreductase activity, acting on paired donors, with incorporation or reduction of molecular oxygen. NCBI's taxonomy places the organism in Eukaryota, Fungi, Basidiomycota, Agaricomycetes, Polyporales, Laetiporaceae. The coding region runs from base 1 to 1398 and encodes 465 amino acids.
AUGUUCUACGCCGCUCGUCAUGUUAAAUUGCCUCCUGGUCCGCGUCCGUUACCUCUGCUUGGGAACAUCCUCCGAUUACCCCACGACUUUCAGGAGAAGACGUUCGCCCAGUGGGGUGCACAAUACGGUGAUGUCGUCUCCGCGCGGUUCUUCCGCACCCCUGCCUUGGUGAUCAAUUCUCUGCAGGCAGCACGGGAUCUGCUGGAAAGAAGAAGUGCAACUUAUUCUGAUAGGCCGCGUUUCGUCUACAUGGGUGCGCUGAUGGGCUGGAAAGCCAUGAUCACACUUAGGUCUACGGAUAUACGCUUUCGGAGGCAUCGUACGUGGAUGCAGAGUGCGUUGAAAGAUAAGGCGGCGCUGCUACACGCUCCGGAACAUUAUUCUGCUCAAUUCAGAAGGUUUGCCGCCGGCACCGUUGUGGAAAUAGCGUACAGUCACACCGUCAAAAAUGACGACGACGAUUACGUCCGCAUGGCGGAGAAGGUAAUGAUAGAAGUGACAACUCAUGGAGCUCCCGGAGGGACACUGAUUGAUCUCUUACCUGCCUUGAAAUACUGGCCCUCGUGGCUUCCAGGAGGCUCCAUGAAGCGACGAGCUACCAAUGCUAGCAAGCUGGUGAGGGAGAUGCUAGAUGCUCCAUUCGCAAUGGUUAAACAAGGAAUGGCCUCUGGGACUGCCUCACCGUCCUUUGCAUUAGAUCUCCUACGGGAAGCAUCUGGUGAAAGGCCGCUUACGGAACAGGACGAGGAAGAUAUCAAAGGCGUCUCCGGUACGGCUGCGACGCUGGAAGUGUUCUUGCUCGCGAUGGUUCUGAACCCCGCCGUAUACAAAAAGGCCCAGGCAGAAAUUGACCGAGUCGUCGGGAAAGAGCGUCUUCCAGACUUCGAUGACCGUCUCUCGCUUCCCUAUUUAGAAUGCCUGAUCAAGGAAACGUAUCGCUUAAUCCACAUAGGUAUACCGCACCGAUCGGUCUCUACGGACAGUUACCGUGGAUACGAUAUCAUGGCAGGCUCCAUGGUCAUUCCGAACAUUUGGGCAAUCUCGCGGGCUCCAACAAUGUACCCUGAGCCGGAUGCCUUCCGCCCUGAACGUUUUGAACAGGACGGUAUCGUCGAUCCGCGGAAUGAUGAAGUAGCAACGAUGACUGAUGGAAUAUGGCUAAGCAUUUGUCCUGGCCGACAUGUCGCGGAUGGAAGCGUAUGGCUUGCCAUUGCAAACAUCGUAGCGGCAUUCGAUAUUUUCAAGGUUCAAGACAAUAGAGGGCUGGACAUCGUUCCUCGGCAAGCCUUUACGUCUGGAUUCACAAGCCGACCUGUUGAUUUCGUAUGCACCAUCAAGCCGAGGACCGACAAAAUUCACUCUGUGAUCGCCAAAAUGAGCGAAGGACUCAGCGUUUGA